Messenger RNA from Cornus florida, 1837 nucleotides. Its product is annotated as serine decarboxylase. The record is from RefSeq and is a predicted model, not a curated record. Gene Ontology annotation, molecular function: pyridoxal phosphate binding; carboxy-lyase activity. The transcript is spliced from 6 exons. The coding region runs from base 226 to 1686 and encodes 486 amino acids. Gene Ontology annotation, biological process: carboxylic acid metabolic process. Lineage: Eukaryota; Viridiplantae; Streptophyta; Magnoliopsida; Cornales; Cornaceae.
AUGAGCCCCAAGUCCAACUGUGAGGGAAGUUUCCUUCCCCUUGUUACAUUGCAAUACAACAACAUAAAUCUCCACUUCGAUUAGAAGCUCAGACAUCUCUGCCCCUCUCUCUCCCUUCCUCCGACUCUCUCUCCUCUCCAAUAGCUCCCACCAGACAAGAUCUAUAAAUCUGUAGAUCCACAUUGAUAGAUCUGUUUGUUGACAGUAUCGAAGAACACAAUCACCAUGGUCGGGAGUGUUGAAGUUGAAGGUACCUCGGCGCUAUCCAACGGUAAAGUGGGGCAUUUGUCGGGGGAAUUUGAUCCCACGGCCGUCGUUCCGGAGCCAUUGCCACCGCUGGCCGUGGCGAACGGUGAGGACGUGGUGAACGGGGACUUGGGAAAAGGUGGAGAGAAGAAAAGAGAGAUUGUGCUGGGGAGGAACGUGCACACCACGUGCCUCGCCGUCACGGAGCCAGAUGCUGACGACGAGUCCACUGGUGAUAAGGAGGCCUAUAUGGCCGGCGUGUUGGCUAGGUAUCGGAGGACUCUCAUCGACAGGACCCAACACCAUUUAGGAUAUCCAUAUAAUCUGGACUUCGAUUAUGGUGCUCUAGCACAGUUGCAGCAUUUCUCCAUUAACAACCUUGGUGAUCCAUUUAUUGAGAGCAACUAUGGUGUCCAUUCAAGACAAUUUGAAGUGGGUGUUUUGGAUUGGUUUGCCCGUCUGUGGGAGAUAGAGAAAGAUGAAUUCUGGGGAUACAUAACAAACUGUGGAACUGAAGGCAAUCUUCAUGGAAUUCUAGUUGGGAGAGAGGUUUUUCCAGAUGGAAUUCUGUAUGCUUCACGAGAGUCGCAUUACUCUGUUUUUAAAGCGGCAAGAAUGUACAGAAUGGAAUGUAUAAAAGUUGGCACGUUAGUCACUGGGGAGAUUGAUUGUGCAGAUUUUAAAGCCAAACUACUUCCUAACAAGGGGAAGCCGGCCAUACUCAACGUGAAUAUAGGAACUACUGUUAAAGGAGCUGUCGAUGAUCUUGAUCUUGUCAUAUCGACCCUUGAAGAAUGUGGAUAUUCACAUGACCGGUUUUACAUCCAUUGUGAUGGAGCUCUAUUUGGUCUUAUGAUGCCAUUUGUCAAACGUGCACCCAAGGUCAGUUUCAAGAAGCCCAUUGGAAGUGUGAGUGUUUCUGGUCACAAGUUUGUGGGAUGUCCAAUGCCUUGCGGCGUCCAGAUGACAAGGUUACAGCACAUUAAUGCCCUCUCAAGUAAUGUGGAGUACCUUGCGUCAAGGGAUGCAACAAUCAUGGGAAGCCGGAACGGCCAUGCUCCAAUUUUCCUUUGGUACACUCUAAACAGAAAAGGUUACAAGGGGUUCCAGAAAGAAGUCCAGAAGUGCCUUAGAAACGCUCAUUACUUGAAAGACCGCCUUAGGGAAGCAGGGAUUAGUGCUAUGCUAAAUGAGUUGAGCAGCACAGUUGUCUUUGAGCGACCUCAAGAUGAGGAGUUCAUUCGGAGGUGGCAACUUGCUUGUGAACGAAAUAUGGCACAUGUUAUUGUGAUGCCCAAUGUCACCAUUGAGAAGCUGGAUGAUUUCCUUAGCGAAUUAGUUCAGAAACGUUCGAUCUGGUAUCAAGAUGAGAAAGUUCAACCUCCUUGUCUUGCAGAAGAUGUAGGGAUAGAGAAUUGUUCUUGCGCACUUCACAAGUGAUUUUAUUUCUGCAACUGAGAACUUCUACAAUCUACUGUUGUUUGUUGUACUAAUUUGCUAAACUUUAGUUAAUGAGACUUCGCUUUCAGUUGAUCUAUAUUUUUACCCUGGUGAUAAAUUUUGUUUUGCUAUGAAAAAAUUUAGAGUUUUA